Molecule: messenger RNA, 2492 nt
Organism: Diuraphis noxia (Russian wheat aphid)
Lineage: Eukaryota; Metazoa; Arthropoda; Insecta; Hemiptera; Aphididae
Source: RefSeq, a predicted model, not a curated record
UGACGUUGAACUGACGCCAUCGAAGAGUCGAGUUUGUGUUGAUUCGUUUGUUGUUGUGUUUGGCGAAGUGGUUCCAAUUUUUAAUUAGUUAUUAUUUUUCAUUGUAAGUGAGUUUGCAGACUUGRUGAUUUUCCUCCGYUCCAUACAGAGUGAUCAACUWUUAUAUUAACAACAACACCGUACUUGACUUCCUCGGUGUGUGCAAUUGCCCCGUAUAUUCAUUGCUGCAGAGCGUACGGUCCCCUUACUCAUUGCUCUCCGCGCGUUCGACCCGUUGUCGGAGAUCAGGCGCAUUUCAGUUAUCGGUUUUGGCUGUUAUGGGCGGAACGCCAAAGAAUAUUCUUCACUUGUUUCAAAGAGUGCCGAACAACGUUGCCCGCUGCUAGAUCGAGUAAUACGCCAAGAUUGAAUUUACCUUUUUUAACAUGAAUAGUAUUGGAGCAAUGAACUCUCCAGUGAAGCAGCCUUUGCCAACAGUAUUGGCUCCUCCUACUAUUUCAAAUUCUUCACCUUCCAAAGUACAACAACCACCGAAUUUAACUCCACUUAAUUUAAAUACUUCUCAAUCAGCUCAACCGUUGAGUCUAGUUCAUGAACAUAAAAAUAUUCCGAUUGUUAUCCCUUCACCUAUUAUAACUCCUGUUGAAAAUAUUGUUCCAAAAUCUACUGCUUGUAAUGGUAUACCUGAUACAAAACCGAUUGGUGAAAAAAUUGAAGAAGCCCUGCCCAAAAUUGAGUCACAAGUACUACACAAUCARGUUAAUAAUUCCACCAGUGUUAAAAGUGCAAAUGAAUCUCCUCUUUCUGAAGUGAAACCUCAAGUAUCAGAAGUUGAAAAUCUAUCUCAAAAGAAAGAUGAUAAGAAUAACUUACCAACWGUUCAAACCGAUAAGGUAGUUUUGCCAGAAGUCAUUUUAACAUCUAUAAAUGACCCGAUUAAACCUGAAGAAAUUAAUAAAACUGAAAAUGCAGUUUCCAAACCAAAAGAAAAUGAUACAAAACUUAGUCAAGAUUCUGCUGAAAAGACUACAGCUGAAACAAACCAAGGGCCAACAUUACCUCUUGAAAAAACUGAACAAGCACCUGUAAGCACUUCAAAAGUUGGUAUACGGCGAAAAAGAGAACAUAAACAACUAGAAGAAGAUGAUGAAAAKAAGGAAAAAUCAUUGAAAAAGGAUGCUCCUGUUGAAGAAAUUAAAUCUAAGCGUACUAGACUUCCUACACAACCUUUCCAAUUAUCAUUACUACCAGAAAUGCAUCAAAUCUCCAAAAUUUCUGAAAAAACUCUAUCUCCAAAAGUCAAUAGUGACAAAUUAACUGUGUUUUACAAAAAUGAAUUUUUGGCUGUAAGAAAUGAAGAAGGAGGAUUUUACUUAUGUCAAGCUAUGCAAAAUAUUCAUAGAGCUAGUCGCCGCAUUCGUAUUCGAUGGCUAACUCAACAUCCAAAUGAUGAAUUUACACCAGAUUUUUAUGAUCAUACAGAGUUUGAUUGUAUUUUGACCAAUAUAACAUUGAAAAAAAUACAGAAAGAACAGUGGAAACUUCCUGAAAAAGAGAAAUUAAGAAUUGAAAAUAUUUUGAAACGAUCUAUUGAUGUUGAAAAAGGAUCAGAAAAACCUUCAGUAACUGAAGAACAUCCAGAUGGCCUGGACGUAAGUUUGUUCAAAGAUGAAGCUCAACUAACAAAAAAAAAAGGUAGCAAAAAGAGCAUAACUGUAAAGAGGAAGAUGUCAACUGAUGAUCAACAACCGGUGAAAAAGUCAUCUAGAUUAUCUAAGAAAAAACCAUCUUAUGAUUUUGGGCAUUCGUCAUCUGAAAGUGACGAAAAUGAUGAAGAAGACAAUACUAACCAAAAAAAAUCAUCAAACAAAAAAGUUUUGAAAAAAAAAGUUGUUGCUAAGGAACCUGCUAAAAAAAUAAUAAGCAAUGUGGCAAAACCGAAAGUACCAGUUAGAAAAACUCAAACUCCUGUUAAACCGACUUAUGUACUGGCAUCAGUUUCAUCUGCUGUGAAGAAAAGAGAAAUAAUUGCUACAAAACAAAAAAAAGAAAAUAGUGUUUCAGAUAAAAAGUCUUCCAAGAAAGUAGAACCUAAAUCUCCAGCUGUUCCACUACCUUCAGAGAGAUCGUCAAAGACUAGAAAUGCAGGUAAUGCUGUCUCUGCAAAAAUAACUACUGCUGGUAUUGGAAUAGUUAAAAACAACCCAAAUGAUCGAAAAACCCUAAGAAAUCGUAAAUGAUAGACAUCAUAUAACACUUUGUAAGUAAUAUAGUCUACUACUUGUUUGAACAAUAUUGAAAACUUAAUUUUGUUAGUAAUAUUAUCAAUUUAACUUAAUUCUGACUUCUUGAAAGACUACAUUUUUAUGUUAAACACAUACCAUAUCACAAAUUUGUUUUGAUGUGUUGAUUCACAUUCUUGUUUAACUUUUAUAAUUUUAUACUUUUUUUCGUUUAUUAUUUUUUAUUAAGUUUCGAGUAACUUAGGUAGC